CUUGUAGUCACCUUGUAGACUGUCGAAUCUUCUUUCCCCCUUUACCUCCUCAAUCCAAACAUUCAAUCCACACUCCUUCCACCAAGAUGAUGGUCGAUCCCUUUGAGGUGCGCAUGCGCUUCACAGCGCAGCUGCAGCACCUAAAUGCCUCCGUGACCUCAUCCCAAAAAGCAGCGCAUUAUGCACUCAAAUACCGCGACAUGGACGAGGACCUACACUCGUGCAUCCUGGAACAACUAGAAAGAAACAACAUGAACAACCGCGCCAACAUAAUGUACUUCAUCGAACAAUUCUGCGACAUGGCCACGAAAGAAGACCACGCGCCCUACGUCCGCAUGAUCCAACGCGACAUCCUCCGCAUCGUGGAUUGCGUCGCGCCCGCCGACGGCUCCGGCGCCGCGAACGUCAAACACGUCCGUCGAGUCCUGAACGGUCUACAGAGCAAGGAGAUCCUCUCCGCUGAGACGAUCGCGGAGAUUGAUGCGGGCUUGAAGGAUCGGGAAACCCACCCGGCGCAUCUCGACCUGGAGGCUGAGGAAGGGGGUGGGGGUGGCGAUGGUGGUGGUGAUGCGAGGGCUAAGCAUGGGACGCCGAGAGGGUCCAAGAGCAGUGGGAUGCGUGUGGACAAGCGGCAGAUUGAGCAGCGGAUUGAGGAGGAUCGAGAACGAAACAAGCGACUACGAGAGAGUAUGUGGACGGUUAGUGGGGAUGAUGGAGAUGAGCAUGGGAAGUUCUGGGAUGAGGCGAGUGAUAUCGGGGAGGAUGAUUUCUUGGCUGCGAAUGAGGAGGUUAUGGAGCGGAGGCAGAUGAUUGGUGCGAGGUGAUGCUGUGAUUGAUGCUGUCGUCGGGGAUUUUACAAGCAUGUACUUGCGAUGGGAUGGUGUUUUGGCGCGGUUUGAUAUUUAUCUGCAUGGGGUACUUGGGAUGCAUUGGCGUUUCAUUGAGAAAUACAAUUACAGGACGUUUAUUUGACAGCAUAAACUAGAUUAUUUUUACUUGACACGAUCAAAUUGAAAAUGAAGC
Messenger RNA from Aspergillus welwitschiae, 1023 nucleotides. RefSeq names its product CTD kinase subunit gamma. The record is from RefSeq and is a predicted model, not a curated record. The coding region runs from base 87 to 824 and encodes 245 amino acids. Gene Ontology annotation, biological process: positive regulation of DNA-templated transcription, elongation; positive regulation of transcription by RNA polymerase I. The transcript is spliced from 2 exons. Gene Ontology annotation, cellular component: CTDK-1 complex. Lineage: Eukaryota; Fungi; Ascomycota; Eurotiomycetes; Eurotiales; Aspergillaceae.